This is a messenger RNA of Sus scrofa (pig), 3565 nucleotides long. NCBI's taxonomy places the organism in Eukaryota, Metazoa, Chordata, Mammalia, Artiodactyla, Suidae. The record is from RefSeq and is a predicted model, not a curated record.
AGUGCUGACGGGCCCGGCUGGGCCGGUAAGUGAAGGGAUGAAAGAGGGAGGGAAGCCAGGGUGGCGCCCGAUGACCUGGGCCUUCCGGAGCCGCCGGCACGCCGGGGCCGGGAGUAUCCUCCUCAGAGCCCGCCUCGCUGCCCGCCGGGUUCUGGCAGCACGGGGGGCGCGGAGGCUGCCCGGGCGCCCCUCGCCCCCUUCCUCCCAGCGCCGCCGACCCGGCCUGUCGCCCACUCCCGCGGGCGCCGACCCUUCCUCGUCUCCCACCUCUGCCCUUUCCCUAAGGAGGGAGGCCCCGACUUUUACCAAGUGUCUGCCAUGUGACAGGGGCUUUGCCUGCAGUAUCGCACUUAGUCCCCUCCACGGUAAAGUUAGGAGGCUUCUUUAUGCCCAUUUCACAAAUGAGGAAGCGGAGGAUGAAGCGGAGAGGUAAUGUGACUUGCUCAAAGUCUUGAAACAAGAAGGUGCCCAAACUGGGAUCGAAACUCAGAUCUGACCCCAGAACUCAUGAUCUUUCCACUGCAUUGCGCCGCCCCCGUGAACGACAGCAGCAAGGAAUUUACAGCCCACCUUUCUGCCCCCCAGGACUACACAUAAAACACAGUUUUCAUUACAGUUGUUCAUACUGAUGCUAAGAAGGAGGAACAGAAAGGGGGCAGGGAGAUUUUUAGGAGGCCAGCUUGGAAUAGAGGGUGGCUGAUGCAAUGACCAGCUAAUAUCUUGAUUCCCAAGAGGGUUUCACUGGUCUCCACCCGCACUCUUUCCUGUACCCACCUCUGAUUGGACAGUCCCAUCAAAAAGGUUGGGUCAAGAGGCUUAAGCGUUUCUGAGAAACUGGGGGAUUUAUAAGAAACUCCUAUGUGUGAGUAGUGAAGGGUGGGAUAAACAAGGAAGGAAGAGAGAAGUCUUUUUCUAAAAGGAAACUGAAAGGAGGAAAGGACGACUAUUAAAGAAGAGCUUGAGCUGCACGGGGCAGUCUCAGCUACUCAAGUGCCCGGUGGGACCAGUGGCCACCUCUGCAGUGUCUCCUGCAACCUCGUUUUGUCUGGACGGCUGAGCAAAUCUCCCAGCACCCUAGCCGGCUGUGGCCUUAGGUCCUGGAAAAUGGCAGAUGUGCCCAACGGCGAGCAGGGGUGCAGCUCCCCACUGGAGCUGUUCAACAGCAUAGCUGCUCAGGGGGAGCUCGUGAGGUCCCUCAAAGCCAGACACGCGGCGAAGGAUGAAAUUGAUUCCGCAGUAAAAAUGUUGUUAUCCUUGAAAAUGAGCUACAAAGCUGCGAUGGGGGAGGAUUACAAGGCUGACUGUCCUCCAGGGAACCGGGCGCCAGGGAUUGACAGUGGCCUGGAUGCCACAGAAGCAGGAGACGAUUUUGUGGACCCGUGGACAGUACAGACAAGCAGUGCAAAAGGCAUCGACUAUGACAAGCUCAUUGUUCGGUUCGGAAGCAGUAAAAUUGACAAGGAGCUGAUAGACCGGAUAGAGAGAGCCACUGGCCAGAGGCCACACCGCUUCCUGCGCAGGGGCAUCUUCUUCUCACACAGAGAUAUGAAUCAGGUGCUCGAUGCCUAUGAAAACAAGAAGCCGUUUUAUCUGUACACGGGCAGGGGCCCGUCCUCCGAAGCAAUGCACGUGGGUCACCUCAUCCCGUUCAUCUUCACCAAGUGGCUGCAGGAUGUGUUCAACGUGCCUUUAGUCAUCCAGAUGACGGACGACGAGAAGUACCUCUGGAAGGAGCUGACCCUGGAGCAGGCCCACGGCUACGCCGUGGAGAACGCCAAGGACAUCAUCGCCUGCGGCUUCGACGUCAACAAGACCUUCAUCUUCUCCGACCUUGACUACAUGGGGAUGAGCCCGGGCUUCUACAAGAAUGUGGUGAAGAUUCAGAAGCACGUUACCUUCAACCAAGUGAAAGGCAUCUUCGGCUUCACCGACAGUGACUGCAUUGGGAAGAUCAGCUUCCCCGCCAUCCAGGCUGCUCCCUCCUUCAGCAGUUCCUUCCCGCAGAUCUUCCGAGACCGGACAGACAUCCAGUGCCUCAUCCCGUGUGCCAUCGACCAGGACCCGUACUUCAGGAUGACCAGAGACGUGGCCCCCAGGAUCGGCUACCCCAAGCCCGCCCUGCUGCACUCGACCUUCUUCCCUGCCCUGCAGGGGGCCCAGACCAAAAUGAGCGCCAGCGACCCCAACUCCUCCAUCUUCCUCACGGACACGGCCAAGCAGAUCAAGACCAAGGUCAACAAGCACGCGUUUUCGGGAGGCAGGGACACCAUCGAGGAGCACCGGCAGUUUGGGGGCAACUGCGACGUGGACGUGUCCUUCAUGUACCUGACCUUCUUCCUGGAGGAUGACGACAGGCUCGAGCAGAUCAGGAAGGAUUACAGCAGCGGGGCCAUGCUCACGGGCGAGCUCAAGAAGGUGCUCAUAGAGGUGCUACAGCCCCUGAUCGCCGAGCACCAGGCCCGGCGCAAGGAGGUCACGGACGAGGUGGUGAAAGAGUUCAUGACUCCCCGGAAGCUGUCCUACGACUUCGAGUAACCCUCUUUUAUGCACACGGUCUAAGAGACGUAAUUUACCAAUAAUCCCAGCCUAGUCGAAUCACCGCUACCCCCAGACUCUGCCACACGGUAAUUACUGGCUGGGCGUCUGCAAGCCCUGUGAGUGGAUCGGGGCUGUCCUUCUGUCUCCUGUGAGUGCGACCCCGUGGGGCACCUGGGUGCCGGCUAACACCCCGUGGUCACACCGAUCAGUCCAGCUGGAGUCUCUCCCACAAAAGCGGCCCCCAGGGCGUGGGGCAGGGUGUCGGCUGGGCAGCCCGUGCUGGGCCGCCGGACUCCUCCCACACGCAGACGCGCUCCUCCACCUGCUCUGUGAAAGAAUGUGUAGUCUGGGUAUGUCUAUCUGGCAUCAAAUAUGAUCCUAAAACUAAAAAGUGCUUUGAAAAGUUGAUGGGAAAGUUGAAUGGGUGUAAGAUGCAUUUUAGCCCAUGUCCCCCCCAAAAAAUUUUAAAAGAAUUACUGGCUAAAAGCUUUGCUCUGCAGGUGACGAGAUCUCUCAGCCUGAAAGCUGCCUAUUGGCCCUUUCUCAGAAUUGGCCAGUUGUUAUUGAGUCUUUUGUGGGUGAAACUUGCUGAUCCCCUGGCUAAACUCCAGACCGUGCAUGUGCUCGACUCCAGGAAUCAACUACUAAUGUUUGUUUCCACCAAAUAAUCCUAGACACUCCAUCCCGAAAACCAGUGGCUGCUUUACUCUGAUGGGCCUGAUCCUGAGGGGUCUGUUACCUUUGCAGAUGCUUUUGUUUUGACACUUGACUGGCGUGGAAGUCUGCACAGAGCAGUGCCCUGCCUGUGUCCCCAGACGGGCGGACGUAGCUAGACCGCGUGCAGCCGCCCUCUGGGCCCUCGGCGGGGCAUCCGCAGGAGGCCCAUUUAAUCGUGCAUCCUGGGUAGUUUCGGAAAAGCAGAAGACCCCUCCUGGGUCCAAGUAUCUGUCCCCUCUGCAGGCGCAGGGCCCACUCCCGAGUGCCCAACUCUGGUCUCACUCGUGACAAGUAAACUUCCUUCAUUCCU